GCGCCCACUCCACGCGUUCUUAAAGACCGUCAUUUAGCUUUUGUGCUUAUGUAUAGUAAUCUUUAAUCUAAUGAGCUCAUGAUAUGCACAUCGCGUUUAUUCUUCAACCUUCUGGAGAUCUUAUUUUUUUCACCUUACACACUUUGGCUGUUUAUUGUUUUGCAAAGGCAUGUUAGUCAGUCAUUUAAAGAAGCUGAAAUAUGCAUAUGGGUUGCUACGACCAUGAUGUUAACAUGCACAGCAUUGCACUGGAUAUAUAACUGGAUAAAGUCGCCCCAUUGCGCGCUACGCAACUUUUCUCCAUCGGUAACUUUCACCUUGCGCGGCCAUGAGUGCGGAAAAGCCAAACUUUCUGUCUCAACCCGAAGUGAAAAACAUUUAUUUUUAUCGGAAUGGAGAUCCGUAUUACGAGCCCAGGCGUUUGGUGGUCAACGCGAAACGGGUGUCGACCUUCGACACGCUGCUGCGGGAGGUGACGGGUGGCGUGCGCGCUCCGUUUGGAGCGGUGCGGAACAUCUACACGCCCAAAGCAGGACACAGAGUAGACUCACUGGAGCACCUGAGAAGCGGAGAGCAGUAUGUGGCUGCUGGACGAGAGAAGUUCAAGAAAAUAGAUUAUUUACAGAUAGGAACCAGGAAGAAAAGAACUUCUCAGUCAAAUGGACUGAUGAAACCUAUACCCCAGAGUCGUAUGAUAGUAUCUGCCCGGUUCCUCAAACCCAUCAAAGAGCCCUGUGCAAUAUUUGUUAUGGCUAAUGGAGACGUCCUGAAUCCAGCGGUGAGAUUAUUGAUACCCAGUCGUGUGAUUGGCCAGUUCGAACGUAUUUUAGAGAUGAUCACAGAGAAAAUGGGCCUGAGGAUUGUGGGGGGUGUGAGGAGUUUGUACACCUUUGAAGGAACUCUCAUUACAGAUGGGAAGGAGUUGGAAAAUGGACAGUUUUAUGUUGCUGUUGGCAGAGACAAAUUUAAAAAGCUUCCAUACAGUGACCUCCUGUUCAGUAAACCUAUAGGCAUGAAGAGAGUUAAUGGGUCAAAAGCAGCAUCACUACCACCCAUAUACAAAUACAGACGACAAAAUGGAGAUGUGGGGAACCAUGUCAGUAAGUCAGUGGUGGGUGGCAGUGAAUGUGGACAGGACAAAAGCAGCCCUCCGGCGCACAGCUCUAAAGAACAUCUGUCCUCUCUCGUCAGAGAGAUCUCUCAGGCCAAACUUAUGUACAUUCGCAAAAAGAGAAGUGGUCUCAUGACAUCCCAUGACAUUCUAGAUGACGAUGAUGGAGAGGACAGAAGUGCAGAGGAUGACAAGUUUUCACCAGAGGUAGAAGAAGUCAGUCCAGACCCUAAUCAAGAGAAAAAUUCACAAGAACAAGUUAAUAUAGACGACUCAUCUACAACAGAAGAACAGAACCAAACCACAGAAGCACAGAACCAAACCACAGAAGAAAAGGACCAAACUACAGAAGAACAUGACCAAACCACAGAAGAACAGGACCAAACUACAGAAGAACACGACCAAACUACAGAAGAACAGGACCAAACUACCAAAGAACAGGACCAAACUACAAAAGAACAGAACCAAACUACAGAAGAACACGACCAAACCACAGAAGAACACGACCAAACCACAGAAGAACAGAACCAAACCACAGAAGAAAAGGACCAAACUACUGAAGAACAGGACCAAACUGCAGAAGAACAGAACCAAACUAUAGAAGAACAGGACCAAACUGCAGAAGAACAGAACCAAACUACAGAAGAACAGGACCAAACUGUAGAAGAACAGAACCAAACCGUAGAAGAACAGAACCAAACUAUAGAAGAACAGGACCAAACCACAGAAGAACAGGACCAAACCGCAGAAGAACAGGACCAAACCACAGAAGAACAGAACCAAACCACAGAAGAACAGGACCAAACCACAGAAGAACAGGACCUAACCACAGAAGAACAGGACCAAACCACAUGUAAUGGAGAAGAAGAGCAGAAUCAGGAGGAUGAGAAUGCAGAAGAUGAGAACAAAGAAACAGAAGAUGCAGAGAAGAAUGAGUUUGAUGGAGAGAUCAAAGAUGAGGAAGAGACAUCAGAUCCAGAGGCAAAGGAUGUCAAUGAAGAGAAGUGUGAGGCAGAUGAAGAAGAGAGGCAGAAUGAAGAGCAGCAGCUGAAAGGAGAAGAGGAAAUAAAUGAUGAGAAACCAGACAAUGAGAAAGAGCAGACAGAAGAAAGUCCAGAUCAGAGUGAAGAACAAACCAAUGCUGAAUGAGAGUACAAAAAAAAAAAACAUAAAGGAACAAUUCACCCCCAACUGACUUGCUUUGUGGUACACAAAAUGAUCUGAAGACUUUAAAUAUAUUGCACAUGUCAAGUGAACAACUUUUGAGUUUUAUGUUUGUUUAAUAGUGCCUUGUCAACCCUUAGUCACUCUUUUUAAUGUCUCUUUCUGUGUUCCAUGGCAGAAAUAGUCAUAUCGGAAAUAGUCAUAUCAAAACCACCAUGUACGGUGAGUAAAUGAUCAUAGUACUUUCAUUUUAAUGUAAACUAUUCCUCUAAAACUGCAGAUUAAUUGCAUUGAUUCAAAUAUAUUUCAUUGAGAUUAUAAUAAUGUGAACAAAUGUAAUAACAUACCUAAUCUAGCCUGGUAGGAUUUAUGGAUAUAUAUAUAUUCUCUAUAGUCUAUUCUAUAAAUGACUACAACAAAAUUAGCUGUAAUGCUAAUAUAUCUGCUUAUGCCAUUAGAUGUAGAUCUGCUAAAGAUGUUCAUUGUAGAUUAUUUUGUCAGUGGAAGCAAAAUGUGUAGAUUUAUAUAUUUUUUUGCUAAUGUCUACUCUACUAUUGUAUAAAGAUUUUAGUUUUUGUUAUAUUAUAUUUACAUUUUAACUGAUUUAACUGACUAAUAACAUCAGCGGUGAAUGAUAAGAUAUCUGUCUGUCUGUCCAACACAGUCUCGAACUGUAAUCUAUUCAUCAAUUUACGCAACCUUAUGACUUCAAACAGAAGUUUAGCAGAAUGUUUCAGCUGCUCCUUCCGGGAAAUCACAGGAAUGUUCUCAUGUUGGGUGUGAAUGUUCAGAACGGCUAAUUCUCAGCCAAAGUUAGUGUAUGGAUUUUGAAUAAAGCUUAAGCCAU
Molecule: messenger RNA, 3122 nt
Organism: Triplophysa rosa
Lineage: Eukaryota; Metazoa; Chordata; Actinopteri; Cypriniformes; Nemacheilidae
Product: doublecortin domain-containing protein 2-like
Exons: 9
Coding region: 329-2260 (643 amino acids)
Biological process (GO): neuron migration; dendrite morphogenesis; regulation of cilium assembly
Cellular component (GO): microtubule; microtubule organizing center; axoneme
Source: RefSeq, a predicted model, not a curated record